Molecule: messenger RNA, 2019 nt
Organism: Ictalurus furcatus (blue catfish)
Lineage: Eukaryota; Metazoa; Chordata; Actinopteri; Siluriformes; Ictaluridae
Gene: aprt
Product: adenine phosphoribosyltransferase
Exons: 5
Coding region: 29-574 (181 amino acids)
Biological process (GO): adenine salvage; AMP salvage
Cellular component (GO): cytoplasm
Molecular function (GO): AMP binding; adenine phosphoribosyltransferase activity; adenine binding
Source: RefSeq, a predicted model, not a curated record
CAGCCCGGUUCCUCAGGUCAGUGUAAGCAUGGCGGAUAGCUCGCGCGCACAGAAACUGGACCUUGUUUUCCAGCAUAUAAGAAACGUUCCUGAUUUUCCCAUCGAAGGCAUCGUGUUCAAGGAUAUUUGCCCUAUUUUGAAGGAGCCUAAAGCCCUGGCUGCAGUUAUAGAUCUGUUUGAGGAGCACGUGAGGCAAAACCAUCCACACACUGAGCUCAUUGUGGGUCUGGAAGCCCGGGGCUUUCUGUUUGGGCCUCUUUUGGCCCAGAGAUUGGGAAUCGGCUUUGUCUUGGUUAGGAAGAAAGGGAAACUUCCUGGUCCCACGACGUCUGUAGAGUACACUCUCGAGUAUGCCACGGCUGAGGUGGAGAUUCAGGUGGACGCUGUGGACCCUGGACAGAAGGUUCUCGUCAUCGAUGACCUGCUGGCUACCGGAGGGACACUGUGUGCAGCGUGCGAGCUGAUGAAGAAGCAGAAGGCUCAGGUGCUGGGCUGCUUGGUGGUGAUCGAACUAAAGGACCUCCGCGGAGCAGAGAAACUCCCCGUCCCCGUCUUUUCUUUGCUGCAGUGCUGAUCACUUUCACGUCUGCACCGAGAUGCAUGAAGCAUUCCACAUUUACACGGCGCAAUAAGUACACGUGCAUCAGAUUCUUUCUGAAUCGUAUUUUGUCUCUAAAGAAAGUUGAAGCGAGUUUAAAUAAUUAUCAAUUAAUUGCAACAAAUAUGAGAGUUGUUCAGUGGGACUUUUUGUCCUUGGGAUGCAGCUAUGCAAUUGUACAUGAUUUUUAAUCAAUACAUCAGUGUUCUUGUGUAAUUAUAGCCCUGAUCCUGGUUUUAUUCAUAUGCAUAUUGUUCAUUCAGUUGCUUGAUUGGGGCAGGUUUACAAAUGUGCCAUUGUAUGGUGAGUUUCUAAAGGAUGAAACCAUGCCGGGUCAGGCUCCAUUCUGCUGUCUGUAACAUAAUGUCUGUAAAAGCCAUUUUAAGAACGUCUUGCAUGACUUAAUCUUUUAUAAUGAACAAUAAGAUUUUUCUUGGUUAAAUUCUGAGUUGUUAGUUUAGACUUAUGCCAGUAACAUGGUCUAUUUUCCCUUGGAGUUUGCACAUUACCCGUAACGGACCUCGUUUAUCAGUCUUUUAAUGAAGUUGUGUGUAAAUCAAACCAAACUAAAACGUUCUGACAGAUUUACAGAAGUUUCCGAAAGGUUGAUUUUCUUCGUGCUCGUGCGCAUAUGUUGAUGGCCCGUUCUUGACGCAGCUCGUUUGCAUGUAGCGACGCCCGCGACAUUAAAUUAAAAAAAACAAAACAGCUGGGAGCACGAAAUGAGGGAUAAGGGUAAAGUCUGAAAGAUGGAUGUAGAGGUUAUUUUGACUCCCUUCCAAGCCAGUAAAAAUAUUUAAUCUAACAUUUGACAUUAAUAAUAAAUCGCGCACCAAUCUUCCAUCACCUGAGGCAUUUGUUUACAUCUUUCAGCUGUGCACAGACUGACGGGUCCACCCUGCGUUUACAGAGUGCCGUUUGUUUUUUAUAAUUGAAUGUUUAAUUUUUUUUUUUUUAAAGACAAUUGAAUGUGCAUAUAAUAAAUGUGCAGUGAUCCAUGCAAAUUGUGAUCAAGUCGAGAUUUACAUUUGUUAAUAGAUUUAAAUGCUCAAACAAUUUAUGAAUAAAUUCUUUUGCAUCCAGUUUGAAGCGACUGACCCAUUGUCCAUUGAUUACCUGACGAGAGCAGUGCAGCAGAGCUUUAGUCCUUUGAUGAAGUGAGAGCUGGACAGAUUAAUCAAUUAACACCAUACAUCAGUAACUGGCCAAACUGCAUCUCUGCCACAACUCGGCUGCGGUGGAUUCUGGAGUGCAGCGUUUACACUUGAUCUCUCACUAAUGAUGAACGUUCCUGGAAAAUUUAAGACAAGAAGCUUGUGCUGUUUGGUUUUUAGGAGCCAACAGGGGUGCUUAUACUCUUUCGCUCGAGAUUGCCGUGAUACUGCUGAAAUUAACAAGCAGAGUGCUUCAGGGUGGAGGUU